AUGGCAAUUGAUGAAGAAACUGACAACGAAGGUUUUGGGGGAAAUUUCGAAGACCUUUCUUUUGAUAAAUCAGAAGAAGAUUUUCCGGAUCAUAUGAUAAUGACGAUGAAGCAGUUCAAGAUUUUGAAUUCCAAAUUGAAUUCAAUCUUACAAUCUCAAGCAGAUGUCGGAAAUGCUGGAAUCAAUCUUUUGCAAGUUGAUUCAUUGAUGAAAGAGAUGGAAAACAAGCUGCUAUCGAAGAAUUCAGGGCUCAUUCGUGAUUCAGAAAGCCAGAUUUUAGAAAAAAUUGACCAGUCUGAUAGUUCUACUGAGAAUAGAAUCAAGUUUCUUAGAACUGAUUUCCUAAAGGAAGUUAAAGAUUUGAAGAUGGUUACGAAGGAGUGUCAUGUGCUCUUCGUACAGGAGGUGAAGAAGGUUAGAGAGGAUGUGAAUAUGCAGAUUAGAGAACUUCGUGAAGAAAUGACGAAAGAAGUUCAAACUCUUAACCAGGGGCAUGAUUCUGCACAUCAGAAGAUUGACAUCAUUUGUGAUGCUGUUGUUCAGUGUGUCAAGAGGUUUGAACCGCUCAAAUCACAGAUGACUUCUCUGUCAGCAACUGAAGUUCAACAUUUCGGAGAAUUGGUGAAUCUAAUGAAGGAACUCAAAGAAAUCUCUUCGAAAUCCUCUUCUUCGAUUAUCUCUCAAGAGUAUCCAUCUCAGAAAUUUCUUCAUUUCGAAGCCAUUCUUCAAAAGCAUCUUACUCCGCUACUUCGAAUCUCAAGCCUAUGGCCAAGUAUAUCAGAUGCCCCACCUGCUAUCACAGGGGUGCAAGGGGGAGAAAAGAUUGUUCAAGAUGAAACCAGAAGAUUCGAAGGCUCCAGUCAAACCAACAAUUGUUUCAGCCGCUCCUGUCAUUUCAACUGUGACUACAACGAUUCCGAUUUCAAGACCUAG
Lactuca saligna is the source of this 933-nucleotide messenger RNA. The record is from the annotation of a GenBank genome assembly. Lineage: Eukaryota; Viridiplantae; Streptophyta; Magnoliopsida; Asterales; Asteraceae.